CUGCCAUUGCCCUAUAGCCACCCCUCAGCCCCAUAGCACCCUGCCAUUGCCCUAUAACCACCCUCAGCCCCUAUAGCACCCUGCCAUUGCCCUAUAGCCACCCUGAGCCCCAUAGCACUCUGCCAUUGCCCUAUAACCACCCUCAGCCCCUAUAGCACCCUGCCAUUGCCCUAUAGCCACCCUGAGCCCCAUAGCACUCUGCCAUUGCCCUAUAACCACCCUCAGCCCCUAUAGCACCCUGCCAUUGCCCUAUAGCCACCCUGAGCCCCAUAGCACUCUGCCAUUGCCCUAUAACCACCCUCAGCCCCUAUAGCACCCUGCCAUUGCCCUAUAGCCACCCUGAGCCCCAUAGCACUCUGCCAUUGCCCUAUAACCACCCUCAGCCCCUAUAGCACCCUGCCAUUGCCCUAUAGCCACCCUGAGCCCCAUAGCACUCUGCCAUUGCCCUAUAACCACCCUCAGCCCCUAUAGCACCCUGCCAUUGCCCUAUAGCCACCCUGAGCCCCAUAGCACUCUGCCAUUGCCCUAUAACCACCCUCAGCCCCUAUAGCACCCUGCCAUUGCCCUAUAGCCACCCUGAGCCCCAUAGCACUCUGCCAUUGCCCUAUAACCACCCUCAGCCCCUAUAGCACCCUGCCAUUGCCCUAUAGCCACCCUGAGCCCCAUAGCACUCUGCCAUUGCCCUAUAACCACCCUCAGCCCCUAUAGCACCCUGCCAUUGCCCUAUAGCCACCCUGAGCCCCAUAGCACUCUGCCAUUGCCCUAUAACCACCCUCAGCCCCUAUAGCACCCUGCCAUUGCCCUAUAGCCACCCUGAGCCCCAUAGCACUCUGCCAUUGCCCUAUAACCACCCUCAGCCCCUAUAGCACCCUGCCAUUGCCCUAUAGCCACCCUGAGCCCCAUAGCACUCUGCCAUUGCCCUAUAACCACCCUCAGCCCCUAUAGCACCCUGCCAUUGCCCUAUAGCCACCCUGAGCCCCAUAGCACUCUGCCAUUGCCCUAUAACCACCCUCAGCCCCUAUAGCACCCUGCCAUUGCCCUAUAGCCACCCUGAGCCCCAUAGCACUCUGCCAUUGCCCUAUAACCACCCUCAGCCCCUAUAGCACCCUGCCAUUGCCCUAUAGCCACCCUGAGCCCCAUAGCACUCUGCCAUUGCCCUAUAACCACCCUCAGCCCCUAUAGCCACCCUCAGCCCCAUAGCACCCUGCUAUUGCCCUAUAGCCACCCUCAGCCCCUAUAGCCACCCUCAGCCCCUAUAGUACCCUGCUGUUGCCCUAUAGCCAUCCCUAAGCCCCAUAGCACCCUGCUAUUGCCCUAUAGCCACCCUCAGCCCCUAUAGCCACCCUCAGCCCCUAUAGUACCCUGCUGUUGCCCUAUAGCCAUCCCUAAGCCCCAUAGCACCCUGCUAUUGCCCUAUAGCCACCCCUCAGCCCCAUAGCACCCUGCUAUUGGCCUAUAGCCAUCCCUCAGCCCCUAUUGCUCCUGCUGCCUUAUAGCCAGCCACCCCAUAGCCCCUAUAGCACCCUUCUUUCCUAUAGCCACCCCAUAGCCUCUAUAGCUACUCCUCAGCCCCAUAGCACCCUGUUGCCAUCUUAUAGCCAUCCCUCUGCUCCUAUAGCACCCUGAUGUCAUAGCACCCUUCCUUUAGUGCCCCAAUCUGCCUAUAGCGGCCCUGCAGCUCCUAUAGCACCCUACUGCUCCACAGCCACCCCAUAGUCCCUAUAAUGCACCACUGUCCCCCAAUAAAAACCUCUUGGCUCCUAUAACACCCUGCUGUCAUCCUAUAGCCACUCUAUAGCCCCUGUAGCACCCUUUUGUCCUAUAGCCAUCACCUAGUCCCAAUAUCCACCCCACUUGUCUACUGUCGCUAUCCAGUCUCUAUAGCUUCCACACAACACUAUUCUCUAUAAUAUCUGUUCAUCUGCCCUCCCUGUUCUGCUACCCAUCCCUCUCAGCCAUUUCCUCCUUCCAUACCACCCACUUUCUGCAGUACUUCCCCAUGAGCCAUUCAUCCAUUCCCUGUAGGUCUUAUUUUCUUCCAACCUGUCAACAUUUAUCUUCUGCAACAGGCAGCUGUUCCCUUGUCUCAGCCACCCUUUACCCCACAUAGCUCCACCGUUCUCUCACUCUGUACAUCUGGUAUCUCUCUUAGGUGUCAAACACCUUUGGCCCCAAUGGACGAGGCAGAAGUCUCUUAACUGUAGACAGUUUUUCCUGUUCAGUUGACCAUAUGAAGUCAAGAUUUUAAAGUUGUUUGGUGGCCUGCCCAAAAAUAAAAAUAAUGAAACAUGGCUGAAGAUUCUCAGAGAAACUUCCGCUCUGUCUACUAUGAAAAAGUGGGAUUUCGUGGUGUUGAAGAAAAGAAAUCAUUGGAAAUCUUACUGAAGGAUGAUCGGUUAGAUAUUGAGAAGCUUUGCACAUUUAGUCAAAGAUUUCCUCUCCCAUCUAUGUAUCGUAUCCUGGUGUGGAAGGUGCUUUUAGGAAUUAUUCCUCCUCACCAUGAAUCUCAUGCUCUAGUGAUGAAGUACCGAAAGGAACAAUAUUGGGAUGUGUAUCAUGCCCUUCAAGUAAUUCGGUUUAUCAAGGAUUCUACCCCACAGGUCGAAGUUUUCCUCCGCAUGCAUCAACUGGAGUCAGGAAGGUUGCCUCGAAAUCUGGCAUUUCCUUUGGAACCAGAAGAUGAAGUGUUUCUUGCCAUAGCUAAAGCCAUGGAGGAAGUGGUGGAAGAUAGCAUUGACUGCUACUGGCUGGUCAGUAGUUUUGUGAAUCAGUUAAACAACAAAUACAAAGAUUUCUUACCACAGCUGCCAAAAGUUCUUGAACAGUAUUUGAACAUGGAAGAUAACAGACUUCUGAUGCAUCUGAAGGCAUGCUCUGCAAUGAGCAAACUUCCUUACAACCUUUGGUUUAAGAAGUGUUUUGCAGGCUGCUUACCUGAAUCCAGUUUACAGAGGGUCUGGGACAAAGUUAUUAGUGGAUCCUGCAAGAUUCUUGUUUUUGUUGCUCUGGAGAUUUUAUUAACCUUUAAGAUGAAGAUAAUGGCCCUGAAUAACACAGAGAAAAUCACACAGUUCCUUGAAAAUAUUCCUCAAGAUAAUACUGAUGCAAUAGUGAGCAAAGCUAUUGAUUUGUGGCACAAACAUUGUGGGACCCCAGUACAUUUGGUAUGAGAACUUGCUGUAGUCAUCAGCUAUUGGAAGGACAUAUUUUCUGAUGGUCCUUCCCUGGAUUAAUAUCUAAAAUUGUUUCACAUUUUCUCUGUAAAUGUCAAGGUGAUGAAUAUGUAAAAGCAAUAGAAAUAAAGACAGUUGGCUUGAGCAGUUA
Pelodiscus sinensis (Chinese soft-shelled turtle) is the source of this 3324-nucleotide messenger RNA. The record is from RefSeq and is a predicted model, not a curated record. Lineage: Eukaryota; Metazoa; Chordata; Testudines; Trionychidae.